Messenger RNA from Myxocyprinus asiaticus (Chinese sucker), 2200 nucleotides. It is a transcript of the gene tmco6, whose product is annotated as transmembrane and coiled-coil domains 6. NCBI's taxonomy places the organism in Eukaryota, Metazoa, Chordata, Actinopteri, Cypriniformes, Catostomidae. Bases 276 to 1787 code for a protein of 503 amino acids. The transcript is spliced from 13 exons. Gene Ontology annotation, molecular function: protein binding. The record is from RefSeq and is a predicted model, not a curated record.
UGUUGACCGUUACGCUCUCUCCAAUGUUAAAGUUGCGGAGUUUAUGUAUAAUAAAGAAUCUCUGGCAGGAACUUGAGGCACUUUUAUUUUGAAAAGUUAGUUUUUCAGUGCACAACUUCACUUGAAAUAUCCACUGCAACCUGACAGCGGCUGUUUUCAAAUGUGUGAUGAGUGAAGUCUUUAUUAUGAAUCCAAGUGAGAGCAAACUAUUGCAUUUAACUAAUACGCUAAUCGCACAAUUUGAUUAAGAGAGCUGAAAGUAGAGAUCAUAAAAGAUGUGGAGACUGAAAAGCAUCCGCCACAAAGCAAGCCGAUCUGCCAAAGAUUUAGACGAGUUUAAACAGAAGAAAAGAGAGUUUGAGAAAGCACUUAGACAGGCGAGGAGAGACAGACAGCUCAUCAGUAAGAGACUUCUGCAGAAUGAGGAUGAUGAAGAAGAAGUCUCAAUGGAAACAAGCUCCGCCCCUCUGUCACUGGAACAGGUCAGAGAGAUGAUACGUGGAGUCCAGUGUGGUGUCGAGGAGAAGGCAGCUCAUUUGGCAUCUUUAAGAAAAGCACUAAGAAACCCUGACACACAACUCACUUUCAUCAAAUCAGAGAACAGUAUGCAUAUGUUGGUGGGACAGCUCAGUGGUCAUAAUGCCCAGUGUCAGCUGGAAGCAGCACGCUGUCUCCACGAGCUGUCUCACUCUCCUCACCCCAGUGUUGGUCAGGCCUGUCUGCCUGCUGGCCCGUAUCUCCUCACCUACCUCUCUGGUCAGAGCACCAAGUUAAUGGAACUCUGUUUAUACACACUAGGAAACCUGUGUCCUGACAGCGCUUUAGUUAGAGAGAAGCUCCUGGCUCAGGGAAUGGUUUCUGCCCUGACAAACUGCUUUCAGAAUCAGAGGUAUAAUCUGGCUGUUGUGGAGGCAGUUGGCUUUACUUUAUCUCAGCUGCUGCAGGCCAAAGAUGCAACUGAACAAAUCAUCCCAGCAGUCAUGGCUUCUGGAAUAAUCCCUCAUUUGAUCUCAGCGUUAACUCCAGAUGCAGAGUUUGGGUUUGGACCGGCGUUUGAGUGUGCAUGGUGUUUGCACUAUUUAGUCAGCAGUAAUGUGGAUAACUCAAUGCUGCUCUCUGAAGGGGCCCUCUCGCAGUGCACUGCUGUUUUAAUAAAACUAGGAGGUGCUGUUGCUCAAGGAAACCUUUUGGAUGGAAUGGAGCUGCUCAUUUGGCCUCUCUUGCGUUGCCUUGGUAACCUGCUGGUGAGUGGAGGGUGUGAUGUAAUGCCAGAGGACACUCGUCUCCUCGCCGCCCUGUGUGUCUUCAGCCAGGCUUAUCUUCACCCUCACCCGGCUCUGUGUAGAGAGAGCCUGUGGACCCUCAACAACCUCACCGCUGGUUCCAGUGUGUUUUGUUCUGGUCUGCUGCUCCUUAAACUAGUUCCUGUGUUAAUUCAGCUUCUGUCUUUCUCUAAAGGAAUCAACUCUAUGGUGCUGAGAGUUGUAGGAAAUAUCGCCCAUCAUGGCACACACUACUGUGUUGGGUUGACUGAGGCGGGGCUGCUCACUGCUCUCUGUGCCACGCUGAAGAUGGCUGAGCCUGAGGUGGUUACUCUGAGCCUGGAGGUGCUGUACAUGCUGCUAUACAGCAGUCCGCAGGUGCAUGAGGAGUUCACGAGGAUGAAUGGGGUUCCUCUGCUGGAAGCGAUUCAGUAUAACAGUGAAGUAGAGCAGCGUGUCAGAGCUGCCUACAUUCUCCAUCAUCAUUUCCCUUCUUUCUCUGAGGUGGAGAGCCUUUCAUCAUAACACUGGAGUCCAAAGUCAGAACAGCAGAGAUGAAUUGUUUACAUUUCUCUGAUGGUUACUCAAGAUAGAAGUUGUUUUGUUGCAUUUAAGCACUUGUAAAGUUAUUCAUGUGUUUUCUGAAGUGUACAAAAAAUAAAUGUAUUUUUUUCUGCCCAUGUGAAGUAUGCUCAUGUUUGCUGCUACCUGCUGUUCCCACUGACCAAUUGAUGCUAAACACAGCAUAUUAUAUGGUACAGUUAGUAUACAAGGACACUUUAAGUGCCAAAACUGAUUGUGUUUUGUCUUCAAAAUUCAAUACUGCAGUGAUCAGUGAAGAUGACAGCAGAACGUAUACAAAUACUGUUUUUACACACUCACAGUAUGUUAGUGAAAACAUUAACAUGCCUAGUUUAUUCGCUGUACAAAAAUAGUUA